Molecule: messenger RNA, 1533 nt
Organism: Colletotrichum graminicola M1.001
Lineage: Eukaryota; Fungi; Ascomycota; Sordariomycetes; Glomerellales; Glomerellaceae
Exons: 1
Coding region: 1-1533 (510 amino acids)
Biological process (GO): CENP-A containing chromatin assembly; chromosome segregation
Source: RefSeq, a predicted model, not a curated record
AUGGCGCGUUUCUCCAUCCCGACCAAAGGACGCCUGUCGUCAGAUGUGCGACUUCCGCCGUCUAAUCUGGCGGUCCAGAAAAUCUUAAGCCGCCUAUCUCGCCCUUCUUUGUUAUUUUUGGCUCUUGAGUGGUUGAAUGACGACAAUGCCCAGCUGUGCGCACCACUUCUGGGUGAAGAGGACGACGGUGACGGAUUUUACCCCCCGGCCUCGUCGAUAGAGGAAUUGCGGGCUGUCUAUGCGGACCUACAGCACAGAAAGGGGUCCAAGAGAGAGGUUCUUGAUCGCAUCACCGAAGGGGACUGGCAGCAUGGUCUGACCCUGUACCAAAUGGCCCUGGCGGACGCUCAGUAUCUCCAAGAUCAUCCCACAUCACAGAAAUGGACCGCCUAUCGCAUCGCACCGCUCAAAGAAACCUCGUAUUUGGAUGACGAGGAACAACCUCACGAAGUCGACAAGGAGUCCCUGAUCCUCCCUCGGUUUCAUCCGUCUUCCUUCAUCCAAAGCCUCCAGGCCCAUGUCUUACCCGACGUUAAAGCCCAUUACCACUUUCACCGGCCUCAAGGGCUUGCUCUCUCAAUACUGCGCAUCUUUCUCGUCGAGUCCCCUUAUAGCACGAGCAUGACACAUCUAAGCAGCGGCCUCCCACCAACGGACUCUAACUUUGACAGCUCACGGACGCUCUAUGUUGCCUUCCCCGACGCAUCACCCUUCGUCUAUCUAUCAAAAUCACAAGCCGUGGGCUCACUAGGAGCGAACGAGUCCAAGAGUUUCCGCAGCUUGGUUGUAGAGGGCAUACCAAAGGCUCUUUCCCGGCCGCGGGAAAGGUAUACUCUCAAACCCACCAAUAUAUCAACCAAGAAUCUAGAUGCGCUGUUGCAUGUUAGAGGCGUUGGGCGGACAAAUGCGGCCGGUGGAGGGUGGGGCAUCUACGCCGAUAAGAAGAAGAACGAGUCACCGCUUGAUUCCAUUCUACCAACUCCGCCACUAUCAGAGGAAUCGUCAGACGAUGCCGUGGAGUCUGCCACAAAGCCAAACUCGAAACGGAAAGCGGAUGGCCCCGACGACGCCAAGAAGUUUGCUAAAAGAGCUCGGCUGUGUGCACAGGCGAGGUUCGGAGACACGGCCAAAAUCGACGACGGCUUGGGCAUCGAGCGUGUUGAUAUCGUCAUUGAAGAUCCGUUUCCUAACAGCUCUCAGAGUGUUCCAAUGGGCACCGAGCGAGGUCCUGGAGAUGAGGCAGACGCCGGGACGAGUAAGCCAAAAGGUGGCCGGAGGAGCAACGCUGAGAUUUCUUUCGAAGACGAUUCGGACGCCGGGGAGAAUCGGCCCCGUCCCGAUGCCUCAAUCUGGGUACCGAACGUGAAGCUAACGUUUCAUGGGCCCCAUGUGUUUGCUGGCAUACGGCAGUUGGUAGAGAACGGUAUCAUCGCCGGAGAGCGGAUGCCGGGGUGGCUGACGGGCGAAGAGGGCGUGACUGUGGGGGCCGUCAGACAUGGCAGGAUCCGGGGGCACAAGGGCUCCGGUUUAUAA